AUGUCCACAGCCCCAGACCUGUCAGCUCUUAAAGGCAAAUCCGUACUGGUCACGGGCGGAUCAUCCGGCAUAGGGCUGGCCAUGACCAAGCGCUUCGCACACGCCGGGGCGUUCGUGACCAUCGCAGACAUAGCAACCGAGCAAGGCACAUUGGCAGCAUCAGACUUGACAUCACAGGGAUGCUCGGUGAACUUUGUGCGCUGCGACGUCAAGGACUUUGACUCGUGCGUUGCGGCAUUCAACGCUGCGCUAUGCUUCUCCCCGACCGGUAGCCUUGACGUCGUGGCCUUAAUUGCUGGCGUGGCCGGCGAACCUGGAAGUCUGGUCGACCAAGUCAUCCACGGACAGGCAGGCACCCGAUCCGAGGGCUGCCAGGACAAAGAUCCCGUUCGUCCAGCGCAUUCGGGCAUAGAUGUGAAUCUGACGGCAGUAUAUGAAUGCACUUACCUUGCGCUAUGGUAUCUGAGUCUCAAGAAAGAUGGCAAAGACAAGCAGGGCACUGAGCACUCGGAGGAGAAAAUCGCCGGCACGAGUAAAACAAAAGAGGGAACAAAAUCACUCAUCCUAAUCAGCUCCACGGUUGCAUACACGGAUGUUCCCUUGUUUUCGGACUAUCAGACUUCCAAAUUCGGCGUCCGUGGCCUCUUCCGCGGCCUGCGCCACAGCACUCUCGAGCUCAAUGUCCGCUUGAACACGCUCGCCCCAUAUUUCGUGCACACACCCCUUGUGACCAAAUGUCUCCCUAUACUCGCAGAAAAGGGCAUCCUGGAAGGCAAGGGCAUCACCUUCGUCAACAUCGACCGCGUGGUCGACGCGGCUGUUCGCCUCGCGGUAGACGAGUCUCUGCAUGGACGCUCCUUGGCCGUGGUUCCUGGGCCUCAUGGCGUCAUUGACCUCAAGGACGACGAGGAUGGGAUGUGGGCAGGCGAAGUCGUUAACGAUAUUCUCAAGACCAGGAGAGCCGCUGGAGACCUCAUGUAG
Molecule: messenger RNA, 981 nt
Organism: Exophiala dermatitidis NIH/UT8656
Lineage: Eukaryota; Fungi; Ascomycota; Eurotiomycetes; Chaetothyriales; Herpotrichiellaceae
Product: 3-oxoacyl-[acyl-carrier protein] reductase
Exons: 3
Coding region: 1-981 (326 amino acids)
Cellular component (GO): cytoplasm
Molecular function (GO): oxidoreductase activity, acting on the CH-OH group of donors, NAD or NADP as acceptor
Source: RefSeq, a predicted model, not a curated record